Molecule: messenger RNA, 828 nt
Organism: Sclerotinia borealis F-4128
Lineage: Eukaryota; Fungi; Ascomycota; Leotiomycetes; Helotiales; Sclerotiniaceae
Source: the annotation of a GenBank genome assembly
AUGUCGAUGGCGGAGAUGUCAACGGCGAAAAUCAAUAUGAAUAUGGAUAAUGGUCAAAAGCAACGAUCUGGACGCGAGUUUGAUGGUGGGUAUGAUGGGUAUGCGGUGGUGGGGAAGAGAGAGAGAGGGGAGCUUGUGGAGAGGGAUAUGGAGGAUCGCAAGGGUAGAUAUGAUGGGAAGGGAUGGAUUGAUUGGGAGAGAUGGAGUAUUAGUAUUGUUUUCGUCCUCUUCAAUACAUUCAUCGCCCUCCCCCUCGCCUACCUUAUCGCCAAAUACGCAAUCCCUAUCCCAUGGCGCUGGCUAGGUUUUAUUCUCUGUCAUCACAUAAUGCUAGCAUGGGGAUACGAAAUUUCAAUGGAUGUCAGGGAUGGAAUCAUUGGAGAACUUGCUGAAGAGACAGAAGUACAGAAAUGGGAUGAGGUUGUGAGGAGAUUGCGGGUGUUAUUGGAGAGAUGUAGGAAGGAUAGGGAGAUGCAGGAUCCAGGCCAUGAGCAAAUCCAAGGUCAAAACUCGAGUGCCUCGGAUGGCGUACAGGUGAUGGAUUACGUUACGAGAAAUAAAAUGUAUGCGAAAAUAAGGGCGAUGGAGGAGGCGGAGAGGAUGGGGAUGAAGGUUGAUAAAAAGCUUUUGAGGGCGUUGAGGAGGGAAAAAUUAGAGUUGGAACAUGUGGCGGUUGUGCGUGGUAAAGAAGAAGAAGAAGAAGAAGAAGAAGAAACAGAAGAAGAUGAAGAAGAUGAAGAAGAUGAAGAAGAUGAAGAAGAUAUACAACUAUCUCACAAUCUCUAUUCUAUUCUAAAUCCGAACUCUGAUUUUCCUCCAAUCAUCUAA